Messenger RNA from Lotus japonicus, 1178 nucleotides. RefSeq names its product truncated transcription factor CAULIFLOWER D-like. Gene Ontology annotation, biological process: positive regulation of transcription by RNA polymerase II. The coding region runs from base 31 to 735 and encodes 234 amino acids. Lineage: Eukaryota; Viridiplantae; Streptophyta; Magnoliopsida; Fabales; Fabaceae. The record is from RefSeq and is a predicted model, not a curated record. Gene Ontology annotation, cellular component: nucleus. The transcript is spliced from 7 exons. Gene Ontology annotation, molecular function: RNA polymerase II cis-regulatory region sequence-specific DNA binding; DNA-binding transcription factor activity, RNA polymerase II-specific; protein dimerization activity.
GCUAGAGAGAGACAGAGAGAAGAAAGCAUCAUGGGAAGAGGGAAGGUGGUUCUGGAGAGAAUACAGAACAAGAUCAAUCGGCAAGUAACAUUCUCAAAGAGAAGGAGUGGUUUGCUGAAGAAAGCGUUUGAGCUAUCUUUGCUAUGCGAUGCUGAAAUCGCUCUCAUCAUCUUCUCUAGCCGUGGCAAGCUUUUCCAGUACAGCAGCACUGACAUGUGUAGAAUCAUUGAGAAGUAUCGUGAAUCUUGCUUCAAUAGUAUGUCUCAGACUGGGGACUUGUCUGAACAUCAAUCUCAGAGGUUGUACCAGGAGCUUUCGGUAUUAAGAGUCAAACACGAAUCUCUAGAGCGAAUGCAAAGGAAUUUUCUGGGAGAAGAACUGGAGCCACUUAGCAUGAAAGAAUUGCAAAGCCUAGAGAAACAAUUGGACAGAACACUUUCACAAGCUCGAAAGUACCAGACGCAAAAGUUAACGGCACGAGUUGAUGAAUUACGCCAAGAGGUGCAUAACCUGGAGGAGGCUAACAAACAAUUGAAAUUCAAGGAAAAAGAUAUAUGCACCAAGACUUGUGAGGGUUCUACAAAUUCUACCUCAUUCGUCUACAACAACCAUGUUUUGCAUGAUGCAGAACCUGAUCAAUUUGAAUCUGGGAAAACAAAGUUUGUACUAGCUACAAUUUUAUUUUCUUUAAUUUGUCUUUUAAUAGCUAGAAUGAUAGUAGUUGCAAUUAAUUAGCCACACUCCUACUAGAUAUUUCACUGUUGAUGGUUGAAGUUAAUUAGUUCGCUCUAGUUGGUUCUGUUUAUUAGUUUUUAAUUGUUGCAGUCUAUUUCGGCACUUGCAGCAAGGAGCUUUCAAAGGAAAAGCAAUGGAUACAAGUUAAGGAAUGAGCGAGCUCAAUAAGAACACUAAAUGGCUGCUUUAAAUUUAGUACUGUUCGCAUGCUAGAUCGUGAUCUUGUGUGUAUGAUCCUCCAAAUAUAUGGCUAAAAAAUCUUGGUAAUUAAUUAAGUGCACAUCGAUGACACUUGGAUUGUCAUUUGAUUUAUAAUAGGGAAGUGCUUUUUUGUCAGUAUGCAGGUCAAUGUGCCUUCAAGUUCAACUGGCAUUGUACCAAAUGUUAUGUAGCCAACCAAAUAUUUUUACUGAAGGAAAAUAAUCUCUUUUGUUUUUGGUCAA